Camelina sativa (false flax) is the source of this 532-nucleotide messenger RNA. The record is from RefSeq and is a predicted model, not a curated record. NCBI's taxonomy places the organism in Eukaryota, Viridiplantae, Streptophyta, Magnoliopsida, Brassicales, Brassicaceae.
UAUCAUUGAGUUAAUUGACACAGCAAAACACUACAAUGUUUUCUCGGUUGACAUUAAUCUUCUUUCUAUUUUUCCUUGUAACCCACUCCCUUCAUGUCUCAGCAAAGACAUGGUGUGUGUCAGAUCCAUCGGCAACAGAUGCACAAUUACAAGCUAACCUUGAUUGGCUAUGCGGUAGUGUAUUAACAUCUAGUUGUGUAAUAAUCAACCCUGGUGGACCUUGCUAUGAACCAAAUACUCUUACUAACCAUGCAUCAUAUAUGAUGAAUGAUUACUACCAGUUCAACGGGGGCACUAAAGAGGCGUGUGAUUUCAAUCAUUCUGGUCGAAUCGUUGAUACUAAUCCAAGUCAUGGUGGUUGUGUGUUUGCAUAGAAUACAUGGUAUUUAUAAACAUUAUGUAAGGUUAAUAAAUGAAAGUUAUUUUUCAUUGAGUUUUAGUCAUAUAAUAAGUGUUGCUAUAAAAAAAAGGUUCACUCUUACCCAAAAAAAGGGGGCCAUAUACUCAUAUAUUAAGUUUUUUUUUUUUUUGA